Trypanosoma brucei brucei TREU927 is the source of this 678-nucleotide messenger RNA. RefSeq lists its product as hypothetical. The transcript has a single exon. Bases 1 to 678 code for a protein of 225 amino acids. The record is from RefSeq and is a predicted model, not a curated record. NCBI's taxonomy places the organism in Eukaryota, Euglenozoa, Kinetoplastea, Trypanosomatida, Trypanosomatidae.
AUGGCACUCACGCUGAUACCGCGCUGCCUACAGUUCUGCACCCGCCACGCUUUUCCAAGCCUCACGCGAGGUCCGGUAACACCAAUGCUGUGGUACUGCACAGGAAAGAAGGAAGGCACGUCACGGGGGAGUGGAAAGGGCAAAACAUCGAGUAAGAAAAAGCGUAAGAGUGAAGGGAACUCCAAAAAGGUGAGGAAAGAGCCUGACGCGGGCGAAUCUACGGUUCCGUGCGUACCAACCACACCAGAUGUGGUUUCUCAACCCACGGCUUCUCCUCAAAUUGUUGAGAAAAUCAAAGAGACUUGUUCUUCCACAAGCAGUUGGUGCCCUACGACACAAGAUUAUGAAGCACUUAUAGUGGACAUGCUUCUGUAUCGACAAGAAACGGUGGAAGCAGUGGUGGAUGCCUUGCGCAAGGAACGGUUAUUGCUUGACGAGUCCAUUAAGCGAAUGGAAGAGCAUAUUGCUGACGUGUACCUGGUACGGGAGGAAAUUCGAGAGAUGCUUCAGGAGAGUGCCGCCGUUCAGAAGCAAAUGCUCUCUGACGCCCUUCAGUUAAUUGGCGAAAAGUGCAAAGACGUGGAAUCUGCAGUUGACGGUGGAUCCUCGGGAAUAGUUCCAGCAGAGGUGACCGCAGAUAACGCCGAAAACGAUGAUGACGGGGAAAUAAUAUUUUGA